Molecule: messenger RNA, 339 nt
Organism: Sphenostylis stenocarpa
Lineage: Eukaryota; Viridiplantae; Streptophyta; Magnoliopsida; Fabales; Fabaceae
Source: the annotation of a GenBank genome assembly
AUGCUAUAUGCCCUUGGUGUGAAAAUUGGCACUGGCAGAGACAUAAAUGUACUUCAAUCACAUUUCUUUUCUGCAGAGGAAGCAUGGCCUUUGCUCCAGAAUGUUGAUGAAUGGAAGAUAGCAUUAGACAGAAAAUUAGUAAGGAAGAUUGUGCAGUGGGGUUGGACUUAUGUGUGGGUGGUGUUCAUGGUGAAGUCAUUGGACAUAGGAAGGAGCUAUAUAUGUGGGUGUGUGGGGAUAAAGGAGCUAAUAGAAUCUUGUCUUGUAAUGCAUUGUGAGGAAGGACAAAACCAUGUGAAGAUGCAUAAUAUGGUCCGUGAUGGGGUGUGGCAACACUAA